AUGGAGCCUUUGCCUGUGACUGACAGCUCUGACGCCCAAUCAUCAAACAUGUGUAAAUUAAUCCCGCCCACUUUGAGAGAGAAUGAAUCCUACCACGUCUUCUUAAGCUACAGCAGCACUGACUACAGCUGGACCCUCUCUCUGGUGGACGUCCUGGAGGGCGCUGGUCUCAGUGUGUGCUACCAUGAGCGGGACUUUACCCCGGGACGCACCAUCCUGGAGAACAUGUCGGAGUGCAUCACGCAGAGCCAGAAGGUGCUGCUGGUGCUGAGCGCGGAGUUCGUACGCAGCCGCUGGUGUCUGCUGGAGGCCAACAUGUCUCUGUUCCGGGACUGUCUGGAGAGGAAGCCCAUGGUCCCCGUUCUGCUGGACCAGGACGUGUGUGUGCCUCUGCACCUGUGUCACCUGACCUACAUCGAGGCCCGACACCCGGACUUUAUAAACAAGCUGCUCCACGUCCUGUGCACGCCCAACAGUGAUCUUCGAGGCUCGUCCGUGGUGCCGUAUCAACCUCCCUCGGUCUACAACGGCAAAGCUCUGCUCCCGCUCACCGCCGCCAACGAAGACAGCCUGAACUCGUGGGACGCCGGGGUCUACAGCGAAAUGGACGUCCCAGACCAGCUGCGGCUCAUCGUCCGUGACCAAAGCACCUACAGGGCGGCCAUGGCCAUCAUCAACCAGGUCUCCCAAACCCAGGUCUGGCUGCGGCCGCUGUGGAAGCGCGUUGUUGCUUACAUCGCUGGGCUCUGUUUUUGGAAAUACGAUGACCGCAGACGAAUCUUAUUGGAAAUGCAGAAAGCUGUAGGAAAAGCGAACGUUCUCAUGUUCGCGCAGAAAGUGCUGAUGGGUUGUCGGUCCACAUCCAAGAUCUACCUGGUUUAUAUUUCACUGGACUCUUGCAGACAGGAGUUUGAGAAGCAGUUCUCGGCGCAGACCAGCUCCGAGGACAUGUUUCGCCGAGCGCUUUUGUAUUUUUCUUCGGGGUACACGUGUUGUCUUGCUAAGAAGCACUUCCCUUUCACCACAGCGCCCCCCAGUGGCUCCAGCGGUCACCUGCCUGGAGGGGUCUGCUUCUGUCACUAUGUCAGUCAGAUGCUGGAGAGGGGGCAGUGGCUGGAUCAGUGA
Molecule: messenger RNA, 1125 nt
Organism: Knipowitschia caucasica
Lineage: Eukaryota; Metazoa; Chordata; Actinopteri; Gobiiformes; Gobiidae
Source: the annotation of a GenBank genome assembly